This is a messenger RNA of Pristis pectinata (smalltooth sawfish), 6499 nucleotides long. RefSeq lists its product as uncharacterized. The transcript has 10 exons. The coding region runs from base 212 to 3118 and encodes 968 amino acids. NCBI's taxonomy places the organism in Eukaryota, Metazoa, Chordata, Chondrichthyes, Rhinopristiformes, Pristidae. The record is from RefSeq and is a predicted model, not a curated record.
CCACCUCUUUUGGGAGAAGGCUUGCUUUGGGAUUUCUCCUCUCAGUGGAGCGCCCCACCAUCUCUGUGCCGGCUGUCCUCCCUGCAGGCCGUGCAGGGUUUCCCCGCCCAUUGCCGGCGAAAGUGAAAGCAAGGCAGAAGGGAGGCUGCUGCUGGAUGGUGACAAAGGAAGAAAGGCCGAGCUCGGCGGGCGACGGAGGUGUUCGGGGGUCAUGGGCCGGACGGGGGCUUCGCCGCGGCUGCUGGUGCCGGCGGCGAUCGCGCUGUUGGUCCUGUUGCCGCCUUCAGAAGGAAAUUUGAAGUUGAGAGCAAGUAAAAGCCCAGUGGAAGUAAUCCUUAAUGAAAAUGGACUUCUCCAGUGUGAAAUUGCUAACCUUACUGGGAUCACAUUGAACCCAAAGAAUUUAGGCAUUUUAUGGGUUUUCAUUAGGGGUACUGAAAAAUUAAAUAUCUUUAUCUAUUCUGAUGGACAAAUAACAUCUCUAUGGAAAGAAGCUGAGCUGUCUGAAAAUGCCAUUCAAGAUGGAAACAUGUCACUGUUGCUGAAAAACAUUACAUUCAAACAUUCUGGAGAAUAUCAGUGUGAGGUUGUUAUUCCACCAAAUGAUAAAGACUCUCUGAUGGUAAAGCUUGAAGUUUUAGCACGACCCACAGUGACUGUUGUUUCAGAAAAGGUUGUGGAAGUUGGCAAUGGUGGAGAGAUGGUCUUGGGUUGUCAGUUGAAUGGAUAUUAUCCUUGUGAAAGCAAAACGGAAUGGUUUCAGUCAAACCCAUCACAAGCGAAAACAAAACUGUUAACUGAUAUAUGCAUCGCCCCACCAAUCAAAAAUCCUGAUGGAACAUGCAAUGUAACCACUGAAGUUCAAUUGGAACCUCAUGUAGAAGACAUUGGCAGCAGUUUUGAAUGCCGUGUGACACACAAGACUUUUCCAGAGCCAUACACUGUGACUGCUGCAGUGACUUUGAAAGAAGCAGAAAUUCGUCUGUCUACAAGAUCAAUAGUCGGAAGCGUCAUUGCAAGCAUUAUUAUCUCUGUAUUACUAAUAGCCGCAGGAAUUUUCCUUUACAUGCGGUACUAUUAUAAAGUUCCACCCAAGGUAUCAGAUAUUCAGUUGUCUCCUCGAAUUUUACACCAAGAACUUGCAAAGGUCACUUGCCAUGUGUCUGGAUUCCGACCUGAUGUUAUUAAUGUUGGCUGGUAUUUGAGGAGGCAGAAUGGCACUGAAGAGAAAUUCAUUGGUGAACACAAAAAAGGCCAGUUGGUGGCAUUAUUUGGCAAAGAAAAGAAGAUAAACGAAACAGGACAAAUGAGUGAAAUUGAGGGCAAAUGGAAAAUCAGCACAAUAACUUCUGAGAAAAAUAGUGACGGGACACACAGCCUUUCUUGCACUCUUGAAGUUUAUCCUGACAUAAUGGAAGAUAACAGAGCAGAAAUCAUAUGCAGAGUGAAACAUCCAGCUGGAUCGGAGGAGAAGUGCAUCCAAUUCUAUGUUAAUGGAAUUGCUCCUAAAUUGGCUAACAUAAUUCAACCUCCUGUUGUGCAUCAUAACAGAUCAGUAAUGCUGACAUGUCCAAUAAAUUUUUUCAAGCCACGUACUUUAACAAUCAAAUGGUAUGAAAAAAUAAAUGGGGUGAAAUCUCUUUUGCUGGAUUACAACACUGGAGAUGAAGUAAUUUCCUCUGUUGGCCGUUAUUCUCAUCGUGUGAAUGAGUUUAGUUAUCCUGACCACACUUACAGUGUCCACAGCAUAUUGUUCUUUAAUGCAACAAUCGAAGAAGAUGAUGGUAAAGAAUAUUGCUGUGAAGUGAAUCACAUGAGUUUAGAGCAUCCAGCAGAACAAUGGGCUAAACUGGAAGUAAAAGCACUUCCUUCGCUUAAUACCAUCCUGUGUGAACCAGUGAACCCUGAAAUGGACAAAGAGUUGACUCUCUCUUGCAAAGUGCAUUCAUUUUAUCCUAAAAGCAUUAUUGUCCAUUGGUUCAAAGAUAAGAAAGCUAUAAAGGAUGUUGAAACAUCUGAAAUAAUUGAGAAUCCUGACAAGUUGUAUGAAUUAACCACUACUUGCACAAUAAUUCCGACGUUAUCAGACAUAGAGAGUAAAUAUCAAUGUCAGGUUAAUCACGAGAGCCUUAUACAUCCAAGGUUUGUGGAAUAUAUUCCUGAAAAUUUAGUAUCUCCACCCAAAGUAAAUGAAAUUUCCUGCGAUCCUGUCAACCCUGAAAUUGGGAAAUCAUUGACUUUGGCCUGUGAAAUAAAUGAGUUUUAUCCAGAGGGUAUUCAAAUCGAUUGGUUCAGAGAUGACGUGAGAAUAACUGAAAUUACAAAAUAUGGAAUCAUUAACGAAGAAUUAUGGGAUGAACAUGGUCUCUACAACAAAGUCACCAAAUUAACCUUGACUCCAAGCACUGAUGAUCAUCAAGCUGAAUACAGAGUUGAAGUUUAUCAUUCAAAGUCUUCUUCCAAACCCCAGAAGCAAUGUUUCCAACUAUUUCUUGAAGGCUUACCAAAAUUUUCUGACUUCAAAAUGGAGCCAAAGAUUCCAUCGUAUGGGCAUCAUUUAUCUGUGUCUUAUUCAGUGCAUGAUCUUUUAAGUAAAAAUGUUACUUUUGAAUGGUACAAAGGAUCUGAGCCUGUAAAAGGAGGAAUAACCAACUCAGAUUUUGUGUGUACCCAUCAGAAGACUUACAGGGUAGAGAGUUGCCUUAAUUUUUUAGUGACUGCAGAAGACUUUGAAAAAGAUUUAAUCUUUCUGUGUAAAGACCAUUCUAAAGGUGAAGAAUUAAAAAGACUUAUCCAACUGCCCCUGAAAGCUAUACCUCCCAAAGUAUCAGAAAUCAAGUGUGACCCUGUUCAGCCCAAAAUGGGUGAAAAUGCCACUCUUACUUGCAGCAUUGAACAUUUUUGCCCAAUGGAUAUAGAUGUUGUGUGGAGCAAAGGAUGGAACGAAUACAUCAAACAGCAAAUAGUAGAACUGCCCAAAAUUAAUGAAAAAGGGCUGUACUCUACAAUUACAAAACUGCCAAUUGUCGUAACAGGAGAUUCAGAAGAUUAUGUUUGUGAAAUUCGACAUGCAAAGACCAAUGAUAUUGUUGAGAAGACAUUCAAAUUACAGAUUUAAGUCUGCUUUGUAAUUUCACUACCCUGUAAUGCUUUUAAUUUUACUACUCUGUGCAGAAUUAUUGCAACAAAUUGAGGCAGAGCCGAACUGUCUGAAUUUAUAUUAGAAGUUACUUGGAAGUAUUUUCAGUUUAAAAGUACAAUAUAAUUAUUAGAGUUAGCCAUUGUGGGCUUCAUCAAAUUUACAAAUCACCUCUAUUAUAAAGUUACUGCAGCUAACAGGUGCUGAUUACUUCAUGUACAUGGAGUGACAUGACAUACAGCAUACUUUUCAGGGCAGAACUAUGGUAAACCCAUAUUCUCAAGAAAAUUAGCCCAAUCCCACUUAAAAUAAUGAACUUUGAUAGCAGUAUUUUUUUAAAAUGUAUAACCUUGGAGCUUGGCAUGCCAGUUCCAAUGGCAAUUAAAAGUCAACUUGAUUUUUGUGGCCUGGAAUUGUUGUCGGCUGACCAGGUAAGGGCAGCAUAUUUUCUUCAGUGAAGGACAAUCUUGAGUCAGGUGGUUUUUUAUGGUGUCAAUUAAUUUCAUAAUCACUGUACCUAUGAUGCAUUUGAACAUUUUUCCAGAUUUUUAUCCAGGCUUUUGGAUUAUGAAUCCAGACAUUUAGCUACUGCUCCAUCUUUCCCAUUUUAUCCAGAUGUUUCACCAUAGGAAGUUAAACAGUUUUGAGAGAGAAUUAUCAUCAUUUAGUUGCAUUCAUAUCUUUUGGAGCCUAACUUGUGAUGUAGCAAAAUGUUGUCACAGAAAGUGCACAAUCUUGUAUUUUGCAGUGUAGUACACUGGUACAGUACAUAGACCUGCACCCCAGAGAGCUGAUUCAUUAUAGCAUUCUUGGCCCAGAAAAAAAAAUUAAAAAUUACUUAAAACAUAAAAAUAGAAUCUUAUUUCAGUGGUUGGUAAGCUGAUGGAGAAGAUCCUGAGAGGCAGGAUUUAUGAAUAUUUGGAGAGAUAUAAUAUGAUUAGGAAUAGUCAGCAUGGCUUUGUCAAGGGCAGGUCCUGCCUUACGAGCCUGAAUGAAUUUUUUGAGGAUGUGACUAAACACAUUGAUGACGGAAGAGCAGUAGAUGUAGUGUAUAUGGAUUUCAGCAAGGCAUUUGAUAAGGUACCCCUUAUCAUUAUGGGUUCAAGGCUUAUUGAGAAAGUAAGGAGGCAUAGGAUCCAAGGGGACAUUGCUUUGUGGAUCCAGAACUGGCUGGCCCACAGAAGGCAAAGAGUGGUUGUUGACGGGUCAUAUUCUGCAUGGAGGUCAGUGACCAGUGGUGUGCCUCAGGGAUCUGUUCUGGGACCCUUACUCUUCAUGAUUUUUAUAAAUGACCUGGAUGAGGAAGUGGAGGGAUGGGUUAGUAAGUUUGCUGAUGACACAAAGGUUGGAGGUGUUGUGGAUAGUGUGGAGGGCUGUCAGAGGUUACAGAGGGACAUAGAUAGGAUGCAAAACUGGGCUGAGAAGUGGCAGAUGGAGUUCAACUUAGAUAAGUGUGAAGUGGUUCAUUUUGGUAGGUCAAAUAUGAUGGCAGAAUAUAGUAUUAAUGGUAAGACUCUUCGCAAUGUGGAGGAUCAGAGGGAUCUUGGGGUCCGAGUCCAUAGGAUGCUCAAAGCGACUGCACGGGUUGACUCUGUGGUUAAGAAGGCAUACGGUGUAUUGUCCUUCAUCAAUCGUGGAAUUGAAUUUAGGACCCAAGAGGUAAUGCUGCAGCUAUAUAGGACUCUGGUCAGACCCCACUUGGAGUACUGUGCUCAGUUCUGGUCGCCUCACUACAGGAAGGAUGUGGAAGCCAUAGAAAGGGUGCAGAGGAGAUUUACAAGGAUGUUGCCUGGAUUGGGGAGCAUGCCUUAUGAAAACAGAUUGAGUGAACUCGGCCUUUUCUCCUUGGAGCGACGGAGAAUGUGGGGUGACCUGACAGAGGUAUAUAAGAUGAUGAGAGGCAUUGAUCAGGUAGAAAGUCAGAGGCUUUUUCCCAGGGCUUAAAUGGUUGCCACAAGAGGACACAGGUUUAAGGUGCUGGUGAGUAGGUACAGAGGAGAUGUCAGGGGUAAGUUUUUUAAUCAGAGAGUGGUGAGUUCGUGGAAUGGGCUGCCGGCAACGGCGGUGGAGGCGGAUACGAUAGGGUCGUUUAAGAGACUUUUGGAUAGGUACAUGGAGCUGAGAAAAAUAGAGGGCUAUGGGUAAGCCUAGUAAUUUCUAAGGUAGGGACAUGUUCGGCACAACUUUGUGGGCCUUAGGGCCUGAAUUGUGCUGUAAGUUUUCUAUGUUCUAUGUGCUAAAAUUAUUCAAACUUGCCAGCUUAACCAUUUACCGGUUUGCCAAUUGGGUUCACACAACUUGUUGAAGGUCCCAUUUGCUCUGCCCAUGAGAUUGCAUUGGCACAAAAGCUAGUUAGAUGUUCAGUCAAUGAGAUGCGGCACAUCAUUGUUGCUUGGCCAAUGAGAAUUAAGUAACAUAUCUCAUUGUGUUUACAAGUAAUUCACAUGCUCAGUAGCUCUAAAGGGAUUCUUGUUCAAGUACUUGAAUCCAUAAUGUCUGGAAAAGGAUUAGGAAGUGGUGGUGUGGAUGUUAUGUUAAAAGUAUUGAGAAGGAGCAUUAUCUUGGAUGUGAAAAUCCAAGUGUUGAAAGAGCUUGAAGUGAUGAGUACCAGAUGGACGUGGGGUAACAUUUCAGUUGUAUUAUAUUGACCAUUCAUUCAUUUUUAUUGAACACAGUCAAGCUUCUGGGAAGAUCACAAUUUCCUUUGGUGUCAUAAAGUUAACUCAUUCAAGGGUCAGUUACGUGGAGAGCAGGUUAUGUACUGUAUGUAGGUGAAACAUGCAUUUAGGCCAGCUUAUAAUCAAGGAGAAGGCCAGCAGAAGCUUUACCACCCAAAAGAAUCUUUAAUUGAUUAAAGCAUGCUGUAGAGGGAUCUGAGGCCUGUAUGAACAUGGGAUGCAACUGUGUAUCCCUUUACCCAAUCGAAAUGAAAAGUUGUUAGUGAACCUGGAGUUGCAAGUUAAAAUCAUGCACAGAAAACGAAACAAAAGUAUAGAAAGAGAAGAAAGGUAAGGAGAUUUAAAAAUCAAAGUUUGACCAAAAAGGCUAUUCUCUAACUUGCCAAUAAAAAUUUGAAGAAAUGAAAUUCCACACUGGAAAAGUUAACUUUCAGUGCUGGAAAGCUGAUGUGGCACAAAUUGGAAGAUAAUGUUAUCAUUCCAGAGGGGAUUAACUUUUUUUCCCUCACUUGUUUAAUUGUUAUCUGUCAUGUACAUGAUAUUAGUUUAACUUAUUUCUAUGUUGUCUUUCAGUAAUUUAGCAUAGUUCUGGAGGAAUGAGGAAAUUUGGAUUGCAGCUUUCUCUUCUUGAUGUUUAAAUGCCUGUACAAUUGCUGAUUUACAAUGAAUUGAAUAACAAUAA